Molecule: messenger RNA, 936 nt
Organism: Vicia faba (fava bean)
Lineage: Eukaryota; Viridiplantae; Streptophyta; Magnoliopsida; Fabales; Fabaceae
Source: the annotation of a GenBank genome assembly
AUGGGGCACAAAGAUAAAUCACGUAAAGAUAAGAGAUUGCAAGAGAUCUCCCUUUUGAGAACCAUUCCUUAUUCUGAUCACCAGAGGUGGUGGUCGAAGGAAACGAUUGCUGUGGUUACUGGUGGAAAUAGAGGAAUUGGUUUUGAGAUAUCAAGACAACUUGCUGAUCAUGGAGUCACUGUUGUGUUGACAUCAAGAGAUGCUAGUGUUGGUGUUGAAUCAACUAAGGUCUUACAAGAAGGUGGUUUGGAUGUGGAUUGUCAUCAACUUGAUAUACUAGAUUCUUCAUCUGUCAAUGAAUUCGCCGAAUGGUUGAAGGAAAAAUAUGGUGGCCUAGAUAUUCUGGUAAAUAAUGCUGGUGUUAAUUCCAAUACCGGAUCUGAUAACGCGGUUGAAAAUGCACGUAAAUGUAUAGAAACAAAUUAUUAUGGAACCAAGAGAAUGAUUGAAGCUAUGAUGCCAUUGAUGAAGAAAUCUGCAGCUGGUGCUCGUAUCGUAAAUGUGAGUUCACGUUUGGCUCGAGUAAGCGGCAAAAGAAAUAGAAUAGAAAAUGAUGUAUUGAGGGAGAAACUAAGCGAUGUGGAAUCUCUUUCGGAGGAGUUUAUUGAUGAAACUAUAAAUACUUUUCUACAACAAGUUGAAGAUGGAAGUUGGAAAUCAGAAGGGUGGCCUCAAACACUAACUGAUUAUACAGUAUCGAAACUUGCGGUUAAUACAUAUACAAGGUAUAUGGCAAAGAAGCUUGCUGAUAGGCCAGAGGGUGAAAAGAUUUAUAUAAAUUGUUACUGUCCUGGUUGGGUGAAAACUGCAUUAACAGGUUAUGCAGGAAGUGUUACUGUUGAGCAAGGGGCUGAUACUGGAGUUUGGAUUGCACUUGUUCCUGAUCAAGAGAUAACUGGCAAGUUUUUUGCUGAAAGAAGAGAGAUUAACUUUUAA